GCAUUUUGUUUUAGGUUGAGAGUGUGUGAGCUGUAUAUUGUAUAAUAUGGGUUUGGUGUGAUCUGGGUUUUUGGCAUUUGUUAUCAAGGAGCUAUCAUCGAGGACUCACCCUAUUAUUACUUUUCGUAAAUUUGAAGGCUUUUAUAAUUUUUGUCUGGAUUAACGUGAUUUUGAAGGCUCUUUCUUUUUUAAUCUUUAUUGUAAUUUAUUAUUUCUUUUCUAAGAAGUCUUUGGUGGGGAAGUUUCCAUUUUUGGACUAUAAAUAUCAGUCUCUGAUCCCUUCAGUGUUGUCAAUCACAAGAGAACAAGUCAGGGUUUUGGGUUUUUUUCCUUUGCAGUUCAUUAUCAUCAGGUGAUUGAGAUCUGAAGAAUGGGAACCAAUUCUUCGAAUGGGGAGCACCAAACAACGACUAAGCCUCCCCCAAUGCCUUCUCCUUUGCGUAACUCCAAGUUUUUCCAGUCCAACAUGAGAAUUUUGGUCACUGGAGGAGCUGGAUUCAUUGGAUCUCAUCUAGUUGACAAACUAAUGGAAAAUGAGAAGAAUGAGGUAAUAGUUGCUGAUAACUACUUUACUGGAUCAAAGGACAAUCUUAAAAAAUGGAUUGGCCAUCCAAGAUUUGAACUCAUUCGCCAUGAUGUCACGGAGCCAUUGUUGAUUGAGGUUGAUCAGAUUUACCAUCUGGCAUGCCCUGCUUCUCCCAUUUUCUAUAAAUAUAAUCCUGUAAAGACGAUAAAAACAAAUGUGAUCGGCACAUUGAACAUGCUGGGUCUUGCCAAGCGAGUUGGAGCAAGGAUUUUGCUUACAUCAACUUCAGAGGUUUAUGGUGAUCCUCUAGUGCACCCUCAGCCAGAGACUUACUGGGGCAAUGUUAACCCAAUUGGGGUUCGGAGCUGCUAUGAUGAGGGAAAGCGUGUGGCUGAGACCUUGAUGUUUGAUUACCACAGGCAGCAUGGGAUAGAAAUUCGCAUUGCUAGAAUUUUCAACACCUAUGGACCACGUAUGAAUAUUGAUGAUGGGCGUGUUGUCAGCAAUUUCAUUGCUCAAGCACUUCGAGGUGAACCAUUGACAGUCCAAAAACCUGGAACUCAGACUCGCAGUUUCUGUUAUGUUUCUGACAUGGUUGAUGGCCUCAUUCGACUCAUGGAAGGAGAGAACACUGGGCCAAUCAACAUUGGAAAUCCAGGUGAAUUUACCAUGAUCGAACUUGCUGAGAAUGUGAAGGAGCUUAUAAAUCCUGCUGUGGAGAUAAAGAUGGUGGAAAAUACUCCAGAUGAUCCAAGACAGAGGAAACCUGACAUCACAAAGGCAAAAGAAUUGCUGGGUUGGGAACCAAAAGUCAAGUUGCGCGAUGGCCUUCCCCUUAUGGAAGAGGACUUCCGGUUGAGGCUCGGAGUCGCCAAAAAGAAAUGAAGAUGAGCAGUGUUAAAUUCUCGAUUGUCAUAAUCUUUAGUGUUUGUUUCUCCCAUAUAUCUGGACUUGCAUAAGCCCUUGUUUCAUUUCUCUUUUGAUGAUGAAUAUCAUCCGUUUCCUUUCUCUUACAGUUACUUCUGAAGCUUUAUAUAGGCAUUUACCAUUAUAUAUAGUUAA
This is a messenger RNA of Manihot esculenta (cassava), 1588 nucleotides long. RefSeq names its product UDP-glucuronic acid decarboxylase 6. NCBI's taxonomy places the organism in Eukaryota, Viridiplantae, Streptophyta, Magnoliopsida, Malpighiales, Euphorbiaceae. Gene Ontology annotation, cellular component: cytoplasm. Gene Ontology annotation, molecular function: NAD+ binding; UDP-glucuronate decarboxylase activity. Bases 371 to 1411 code for a protein of 346 amino acids. The transcript is spliced from 13 exons. The record is from RefSeq and is a predicted model, not a curated record. Gene Ontology annotation, biological process: D-xylose metabolic process.